GGCGGUGGAUCAUUCCAACCCUCUGACCAUUUGACACCUUCGUGACGCAGUUUGUUUCUCGGUUACCACUCUCCCUCCCACGCGCGUUCUUUCCGUUGAAUUUGGUAUUUCCUCUGUUUUACUGUCUCUUUCGUGUGUCGUCGCCGCGACGAUCAUCGUAUCACGAUGCAUGUCUCGCUCAUGCAACAGCUCCUGGUGCCGCAGGUGUCGAAUUUUUAUUAUCCGUUCAACACCAGCUUGGAAGAUGAACUGAAAAGACUGUUUCAUUUCACGAUCGAGACCCAGAUGCCGCCGCUUCCGAACGUGGAAGAUGUAAUGGAGGAGUUUCGCCAUAAUGGCCGUGAUUUCGAAUACUGUCCAGACCUGGACAAUGAUAUUGUACCGGAAACAACGCCGCGACGCAAGAAGAACAAGAAACCCUUGCCCACAGAAUGUGUUUUCUGUAGGAACAACGGGGAAGAAGAGACUUAUUAUAGGGAGCAUUUACUGAAGGACGCCGAGGGUCGUGUCUCCUGUCCUGUAUUAAGGGCGUACACGUGUCCAAUUUGCGGCGCGACCGGGGACGAGGCCCACACAAUCAAGUACUGUACCUUGAGUCCCAAAACUGUCUCUGGGACAUUGACGACGGUGAACGCUUUCAAGCUCUUGAGAAACUCGAUGGGCAAACGACGAGUUAGGUAAAUCAGCACGUGUCUCCUGUUGUUCAUUCGCCACGUAUAGCGUUCUGUGGUGCCAUAAACGAAGAAACACGCAGGGGGUUUGGCCGUUACGUCAAGGGCCCUCGAAGACGCGCACAGAUCGGACCCCAAGAAAUUCGACAACUUCGAGCGAUCCUUGGUAUCAUCUGCUGGCAGGUAAUCGUUACCAUUGCACUCUUCGAAGUAAACGGACCAAAAAAAAACAAAACAAGUAUAUUUGCCCGUGGAAUUAUCCGUUCGGACACACCUUGCUCCUCGUGAGCGGGGUUCGUGCAAGACAAAAUAUUUUACCAUUCGUUGAUCGAUCGCAUUUGGCGGUAGAUCUGCCCUCAACCGUUCGAUGAUCGCAUCGUACCAUAGGAAAUUUCUUUUACACUUUUCCUCGUUGAAACGAUAUUCAUCUUAUAUCGUAUUUAUCCUUACUCGAAUCGUACGAUACGAUUAUACCUUGUUCGAAGUGUGAAAGAAAUUUCAGAAGGUGUUUUUUAGAAAGAAAAAAAAAGACGGAUAUCUAGCACGAAGACAGGCAUCGUCGAGAGAACUUUUAGAGGCUGCAUCCCAAAGAUCUUUACAUAGUUGUAAGAACUAUUUAUACUCUGUAGUGCCAUAUAUGUAUUAUCGGUGAAUGCACUUCGUUUAUUUCUUUACGAAAUGAGGGACUCGUUUCGUAGGAGAUCGACAGCGCGAAGAAGGUCGUGUAUAUCUCGUCUUUUACACUCGAGCCAGCAUUUGAUACUAAAAAAAUGUUUCCUUAAUUUCUUUUUCUUUUUAAACUGUGUGUGUGUACGUAUCUUUACACGUAAUUGACCUUGGCAGAGUUUGAAUGCACUGGCAUAACGAUUCGCAGGACAUCUUUACUUGUAGAAAAUGGUAUUUUUUUUUUUUUUUUUUUUUCGAUAAGAAUUUUAGGUGUUUAAACGGGGGCGUGUAACAGUAUUUAAUGAAGAGUAACGAGUACUGUGAUAAUGCGUGUAAUACUAUCUUUUUUAUAAUACGGAGAGACCGUAGAUUUGAGACAUUGGCAAGAUCAUGAAAGAUUAACGAACGAUAUACAUUUCCCGGUCUUAUCUUCUUUUUUCUUUUACACACAUAUAUACGAUUGAUUUGGCCAGUUUCCAGAAGUUUUCAACAUUUUCAUCUUGCUUACGAUUAACACGGCGCAAAGAAUUCAACUUAACCGCGCGUUAAGUUCGAGGUAAUUACUUUGCACUAGACAAUAAUUAGGGGAUAGAAGGAAAGACUUCUUGUCUACGUGUGUUUAUAAAGGGAAGGGGAACGUAGUCCUGUUUUAUUAAUAACCUGAUAAGACUUUCUCGCAGAAAUAUACGGAGACUACGGUGCGUACAGUUUCGCUUAGUUUACGGGAGAGAAAAAAGAUCUUUUUCUUUUCCCUUGAAAGAAAAACGUCGAUGCUUGAAAGUUCGAUGUUUGGUG
This is a messenger RNA of Dufourea novaeangliae, 2132 nucleotides long. RefSeq names its product nanos homolog 3 (gene nanos). The coding region runs from base 166 to 681 and encodes 171 amino acids. NCBI's taxonomy places the organism in Eukaryota, Metazoa, Arthropoda, Insecta, Hymenoptera, Halictidae. Gene Ontology annotation, cellular component: perinuclear region of cytoplasm. Gene Ontology annotation, molecular function: zinc ion binding; mRNA binding. Gene Ontology annotation, biological process: oogenesis; negative regulation of translation. The transcript has 3 exons. The record is from RefSeq and is a predicted model, not a curated record.